GACGGGCCGGUGCCUAGACGGGCCCCAGCUCUCCUUCGGGUUGUCCCAACAGCUUCCGGACCGACGGCGUUCCCGGAGCGGCUGCUGCGGGGGCGAUGUCUCACCGGGCUCUGCGGCGGCUGCGGGGCGAGUGGCGCGGCCAGGGGCUGCUAGGCGAGGAGCCGGAGGCGCGAGGCAGCGACGAGGACGAGGACGAGGAGGUCGCGGGGGACCAGCUGCCGCCCCUGUGCGGCGGCGGGAGGCGGCGGCGGCGGGGCCCGCGGAGGGAGCCCUUGGAGCGGGUGGCGAACCCCUUUGAGCUGAUAAACACCGAAGGACUGGAUGAGGACCUGGUAUCUAAAGAGGAGACUGAUGACUCCCGAUUGCAGGAAGGAGGCAACCCUACAACUGAAGAGGCUGAACCUGAACUGCCGGAGAGUGACAAGAGGGGGGAGGGGGGAGAGGUGGAACAGCUGGACCAAAUGUCUACUGCAAACAACAAAUCACGAAAGAAAAAGAAGAAAAGAAAGAAUAAGAAGAAUCCUUCAGGCGAGGCUCUGUUCCUUGGAGAUGAUGACCAGGUGGAAAAUAUUGAAAGCAUUUUGCUGAGCAUUGAGAGUUCCAGUGGGCCCCCAUGCCAGAGCCAGAGCAGGCUGGCGACCGAUAAUCGGCCUCUCCUUUACAUCGAACACAGGAGCCUGAAUCCAGAGAUGGAGCUGAAGAGAUACUUCGGAGCCCGGGCGGUUCUGGGAGAUCAGAGGCCAAGGCAGAGGCAGCGCCAGUAUGUACGCAGCACAUGGUUGACAGCACCCAAGGACACCUGGCCCCGUCAUAGCAAAACAGGUAUAUCCAUGGUGCUUUUAGAAACAAGGCAUGGGGAGCAACACUUUGCCUUUGAGCACAACCGGGAGUACCAGCUGGUGCAGUUCAAAUUCUUGGAUGCCGUGGAGUCGAUGGACCCAAACAAUCUUGUGCUGCUGCUCCAGAUGAAUCCUUACCACGUGGACUCACUCGUGCAGCUCAGCGACGUGUGCCGGAUGCAGGAAGACCACGAGAUGGCCAGAGACCUGAUUGAGAGAGCCCUCUACACCCUGGAGUGCGCCUUCCACCCCGUCUUCAGCCUCACCAGCGGCACCUGCAGGCUGGACUACCGCCACCCGGAGAACAGAGCCUUCCAGCUGGCCCUCUUCAAGCACCUGCUCUUCCUGGAGAGGAGGGGCUGUCCCCGGACUGCCCUGGAGGUCUGCAAACUCCUCUUGAGCCUCGAUCCGGAGAAUGACCCGCUCUGCAUGCUGCUCCUGGUGGAUUUGCUGUCGCUGCGAGCAAGGGAGUACACCUUCCUCACACGCCUGUUCCAGGAAUGGGAGGUGAGCAGAGCCCUCAAAGGAGUGGGGCAGUGCCCCCCCUUGCCCCCCCUUGAUCCCCUUUCUGGGCCAGAGGGGGACCCCUUUCGGCCAUCUGAUGCCCUCGGGCGCCCCUCUCUUCUUCUGCCCUGCUUCCUGUCAGUUGUCCCUUCAGCCCUGAUGCCCCUCCUGGACCGGUGCAGCGUGCAGCCUGACCCCGUGGUGGCCUCCCAUCCCUUCUUUGGACUGGAAGCCCAGCUGAGUGUGCCUGCAGCGCUCAGCCAGCUGGUCUCCCUCUACCUGGGGAGGAGCCACGCCCUCUGGAAGGAUCCCGCCGUCAUGGCCUGGCUGGAGACCAACGUCCACCAGGUGCUGCGGGUGGUGGAUGCCAAGGAGCCCGUCCUGGAGGAGGCAGAACAAAAGCGAAAGGCAAGAUACCAAAACGCGCCCCGGAACGUCUACCGCCACGUGAUCCUCUCGGAGAUCAGGGAAGCCACGGCCGCCUUGCCUCCGGAAGUGACCGCCCAGCCCAUCAUGGGGUUCGACCCUCUGCCACCCCUGGACUCGAUGGCUUCCUACUCGAGGCCCGAAAGGGCGGCUCAUCCAGCCAACGAAAGCACUUUAUCCCUCUUCUUUCGCUCCCUGCUGCCAAACUUCAACCUGCAGGGGGACAUUCGCGCCGGAGGAGAAGCCGAGCCGGGUGCCGGGCAGAACCUCAACCAGGGAGUGAACCGGCUGAUGGCGGCCAUGCGGGACAUGCUGGCCAACAUCCAGUUCCAAGAACCCCCCCAAGAUGACAACCCCGAGGGCGAUGGGGGAGACUGGGACUGAAUCCUGGCGCCCCUCCCUCCCCCACACACACAAUAAGCAGGUAGAAGCACCUGGAGCAGCCUCUGUUCUUCACCUCUGCACGCACCUCUCCGUCUUCCCCAUCAGGAAGGGGGCACCAGCACGGGACAGCAUUUUGGAAGGGAAACUUCACUUUUUAAUUAAUAAAAGUUAGGAAAA
Molecule: messenger RNA, 2330 nt
Organism: Notechis scutatus (mainland tiger snake)
Lineage: Eukaryota; Metazoa; Chordata; Lepidosauria; Squamata; Elapidae
Source: RefSeq, a predicted model, not a curated record